This is a messenger RNA of Anisakis simplex (herring worm), 855 nucleotides long. Lineage: Eukaryota; Metazoa; Nematoda; Chromadorea; Rhabditida; Anisakidae. The record is from the annotation of a GenBank genome assembly.
AUGUCGUUCAUAUCGCAAGACGCCUUCAAGAAUCAGAACAUUCAACUGAUCGAUCUCACCAAUAAUCAUAUUGAAACUAUUAAUGUGAAUGCCUUUCGAACUCUCGAGAUAACAAUACUGCCAAGUCGAUCCCUGUAUCGUCUUCCCUUACAAGUUUUAACAAUAGCAAAUAAUCGAUUGAACGAAAUCGAAAAACUCGCGUUACCCUCAUCGAUCUGGUUCAUUGAUCUCAAGAAUAAUGUCUUACAACAGAUACCAUAUCUGGCUAUACGAGAGCUCAGAUCGCUGAGAAAUCUCGAUUUGGAGGGCAAUAAUAUCACCGAGAUAUCUUUUCAUCCCGAGGUUGAGUUCUCUUCAGAAAUCGAUCUGAGACUGAGUAAUAAUCGCAUCUCGGCGUUGAACGAUAUGGCCUUCAACAGUUUCCAAAAGUUCAAUCGGCUUGACCUCAGCUAUAAUCAGAUCAGUCGAAUCGAAGCGAAUGCGUUCAGUUCGAUCAGUCAAUUGAAACAACUGGAUCUAUCCUACAAUAAGAUUGUUCAUAUCCCCGCAGGUACAUUCUCGAAUAUCGCAAAAUCCCUUCAGAGACUUAAUCUCGAGGAGAAUCAACUUCACACUCUGCCAUCUGCGUUGCAACAACUGCGCAUAUUGCAGUAUCUCAAUAUGAACAGUAAUAAACUUAUUACGCUAGACAAUCAAACCGUAUCAAACUUGAAACCAGCACUCAGUGAACUGUUACUGGCCUUUAAUCGGCUGUCACAAAUCCCAACCGAGGCGUUGGAUGGGAUGAGUAAAUUGAAGCAUUUGGAUUUAUCGAAGAAUCGGAUUAGAUCUCUGCAGAGACUGGCAUUCGGACGG